ACGAACUUCCAGCCAAAGCUGAUGAUGCUCAGUUAUCCAGUGAUUAUUCAAGCAUUAGAACGCUCCUUUAUCUCUCAACACAUCCUCCCAUUUUUGUUAGAUUUUUGAAUUUUUGUGACUAAAAAUUAAAAAUUGGAUUUCGAAAAUCAAAAUUUAAAAGAAAGGAAGUUGUUCUCCAGGAGAACGCUAAGUGCAAUAUCCUUCCGGCGUCCAUGCAGGAGCAAGUCACGUGACCUGUCAUUAAUUACGGGACUGCCGGAAGGAUGAGCCAGGACACAAAAUGUGGCCUUUGUGGAAUUUUUCCCAAAUGGCUGCAAAAUCGAGCAACAUCAAAAUCUUUUAUUGUGGUCUAUGGUCUCCUCGGAACCGUCCAGAGCAUGGCUUUUAUUUACGUCAUGGUCACCUUAACGACUCUUGAGAAAAGGUUUAAAAUUCCAAGUCGAACAACAGGAAUCAUUCUUUCAGGGAAUGAGAUAUCACAAAUUUUAUCACUAGUUUUAACAUACUAUGGAGGAUCUGGUCAUCGACCUAGAUGGAUUGCUGUUGGCGUUGCUCUAAGUGCAUUAUCCUGUAUAGUCCUCUCGCUUCCACAUUUUAUCUAUGGUCCUGGAAAGGAUGCUUUAGCCUUGACGCAAGAAUACCUCGAUCAAAAUUUACUGAAUGCAACAGUGACAGAAGACCUUCCAACUUGUUCCGAAAGAAAAUAUACUCCUCGUUGUGAUGAAGAAUCCUUGCAGGAUAUCAGCUUCCUUCCAAGGCUGCUUGUCUUUUUAUCACAAUUUAUUUUAGGAAUUGGUACGACUCUUUACUAUGGGCUUGGUCAACCAUAUUUGGAUGAUAAUACUAAGAAAAAGAACACACCAAUGUUACUGGGUCUGACGUUUUUUCUAAGAACUUUGGGACCAGUAGUAGGAUUCGUAUUAGGAUAUGCCUGUUUAAGUUUAUACAUCGAUCCUACUUUGCAUCCUGUUAUUCGUAAAGAUGAUCCCCGAUGGUUGGGAGCAUGGUGGAUUGGUUGGCUCAUUCUUGGCACAACUAUGGGAAUGUUUGCAGUUUUUAUUGCUAUGUUCCCACGUCAUUUGCCAAAACCAGCCACAUCUGUUCAAAAGGAAGGAGAGGAGCCAUUGAAAUAUGGAUUAUCGCUCUCAAAAAUUGAAAACAAUACCAAACCAACCAUAGAUUCAAAAAAACCAGAAUUGGAAAUUGAGUACACCCCAAAUAUGAAGGACUUUGUCACAUCUUUGAAGCGUUUGAUGCUCAAUCCAAUUUUGAGUUGUAACAACUUGAGUGCUGUUUUUUAUAUUCUUGGUGCUUCAGUUUAUAUUACAUUUAUGUCGAAAUAUAUGGAGGUGUUAUUUGGAGUGUCAGCUGCAGGUAGCUCAGUUAUAUCAGGACCAAUUACCUUGAUAGGUAUGGCAGUAGGCUUUUUAGUAUCAGGAGUAGUAAUCAGUAAAUAUAAACCUGGACCAAGAAAAUUACUCGGUUGGAAUGUCAUUAUCGGAAUAGCUUACGUUUUGGGCGAAGCAGCUUUCUUAUUUUUGAGUUGUCCUGGUACUGCAAUUCAAGGGAUUGAUCUUACUUCGAUGCAAAUAAAUUUAGACUUUCCCUGCAACGUAGAUUGCGGCUGUGAACAUGUCAAAUAUUCUCCAGUUUGUCAUGAACCAUCAAUGACAACCUUUUUUUCUGCUUGUCAUGCUGGAUGCAAAACAGUUCUUCCAACUGGAGAAUUUGGAAACUGCAGUUGCAUCCCUGAUCAAAUUAGUAUUGAAAGCUCUCUCUACGAAUCAGGAAUCAGUAUUUCGCCACUGAUGGAUAAGGAAGUUUAUUUGACAACAAAUAUUUUAGACAAAGUGAAAUCGGGAGCAUGCAAGAGUGAUUGUAAAGGACCUUACUUGAUAUUAACAAUCAUCAUGUCUCUGAUGCAGCUGCUCACCUGUUCUGGAAAAAUUGGAAAUAUUUUAGUAAAUUAUCGAAGUGUGGAUGAUAGAGACAAGUCCUUUGCUCAGGGAAUAACUUUGAUGAUGAUCUCACUUUUUGCUCUGAUCCCAGGUCCCAUCAUAUAUGGGGCUUUGAUAGACUCCACUUGCCUUGUGUGGGAUGAUGCCUGUGGUAUCAAGGGAAAUUGUUGGGUUUAUGACCCAGAUAAGUUUCGGAACUACAUUAACAGCACAGCAAUAUGUUUUACCAUCCUAGGAGUCUUAUUUGACGUCGGAGUGUGGUACCUAGGUAAAAAUGUGGACCUUUAUGGAGCAGAAGACAUGCGCCAUGAUUUCGUAAAAUCGUUAGCCUUAGAACCAACUAGUAAAUCAGAAUUCGAUAAAAAUGAAAAUUCGAUAGAGAAAAUCUCUCAUGUCAAUAAUUCUCAAGAGUCUUAAAUGAUUUUUUAAAUAGAAUUCUCCAUUAAUUUCGUUUCUGAAUUCACUUUUUCAUUUUCCAGUGCUUCAUAGAAACUACUACUCCUAACAUUUUUUUAAAACUUUUAUUUUUAGUAAAAUUUUAGGUUAAUUGUAUUAUUUAUUAACAAAUAAUUUCAAAAUAACCGGAUUUUAAAUUCCUUAAAGGCUCAUUAUUGUAACUGUUGUUGUGAGGGAUUUCUCAGGACAAACCUUAUUUUUUGUGAAGAAGUAUUUUUAUAGUUAGAUAAAUAAUUAUUAAUAUAAGUGUGUAAAUAAUAAAUUUGCAAUAUUCUAUGUUAUUUUAGGACGA
This is a messenger RNA of Belonocnema kinseyi, 2706 nucleotides long. It is a transcript of the gene Oatp33Ea, whose product is annotated as solute carrier organic anion transporter family member 74D. The record is from RefSeq and is a predicted model, not a curated record. Lineage: Eukaryota; Metazoa; Arthropoda; Insecta; Hymenoptera; Cynipidae. The coding region runs from base 264 to 2375 and encodes 703 amino acids. Gene Ontology annotation, biological process: sodium-independent organic anion transport; transmembrane transport. The transcript is spliced from 8 exons. Gene Ontology annotation, molecular function: protein binding. Gene Ontology annotation, cellular component: membrane.